This is a messenger RNA of Wasmannia auropunctata (little fire ant), 680 nucleotides long. RefSeq names its product probable 28S ribosomal protein S25, mitochondrial (gene mRpS25). Gene Ontology annotation, cellular component: mitochondrion. Bases 22 to 534 code for a protein of 170 amino acids. Gene Ontology annotation, molecular function: structural constituent of ribosome. NCBI's taxonomy places the organism in Eukaryota, Metazoa, Arthropoda, Insecta, Hymenoptera, Formicidae. The record is from RefSeq and is a predicted model, not a curated record. The transcript has 3 exons.
AGGUGGACAGAAUCGCGCGAGAUGCCGUUUAUGAUAGGCAAGGAGCCCGUGCGGCGGACGAUGAAGUAUCUGAUGGACGGCAGACUGGUCCUGAAGGAUAAGAUACAAAUAAUGUCCAUCAAUUACAACACGCACGGGCAGCUUCACAAAGGCACGAGAGACUUCGUGUUUUGGCAUCUACCGCAGCUGCAGUUCAAGAAUCCACGUGUGCAGAUAGUUACCUUCAAGAACAUAACCCCGACGCCGUUCAUAAAAUGCUACUACGACGACGGUAAGACGAUGCUGAUAGACAUAGACAGCAGAUCGAAGGACGAGAUACUCGAGCAUCUUACAAAAGUGGUGGGAAAAUCGGAGGAGAUAUUGAUCGAGGAAGCCAAAGCACGGGAGAGGAAGGACAAUCCGGCGAAUUUUGGAGUUGGCUGCAGCAGGAGCUGUAUCUGCCACGUCCCGGGACAGCUGCCGUGUCCCGGCAUAGUGCCACUGCCGUAUCACAUGCGAGGAAAGACCAGGCAUGGAAAAGCAGAGGCAGAAUAAAGAGUAGACCGACUGUAGUUGAAAAUUCUUGUUACACUUGUAUUAUAAUUGUAUGUAUUACAUGUACGUGUGUGUGUAUGUGUGUGUGCGUGUCUGUGUAUACCUUUAUCUGUAUCCAAAAGUAUGAACAAUGGAAGUAACUCGUA